Molecule: messenger RNA, 2111 nt
Organism: Lactuca virosa
Lineage: Eukaryota; Viridiplantae; Streptophyta; Magnoliopsida; Asterales; Asteraceae
Source: the annotation of a GenBank genome assembly
UAAAAAUAACAUAACCUACGACACAUUCUCUUAGUUUCCGAAAUCGUCAUCUUUUGGGUUCGAUCAUUUGUUUUAUUUAUAGUUAAAAAAAUAGUUGAUAUUUAGUUCUAUAAAGGAAGUGAAUAGAGGACAGUGUUUAGAAUUGAAAGGGUCUAAUGGCGAUGGUGGGAGUGAAGUUGCAUUUCCGAAAGCACCAUGUGAUUAUGGAUAACGGCAUUGUUCAACUCACACUAACGAAUCCUGGUGGAUAUGUUACUGGGAUAAAGUACAACAACAUCGACAAUUUGCUUGAAGCCCACAACGAUGAAUCUGAUAGAGGUUAUUGGGAUCUCGUUUGGAGUCCACCUAGAAGUCCCGGAACGACAGGCACUUUUGAAAGGAUCAUUGGAACAAGUUGUGAGGUUAUAGUCGAUACAGACGAUCAAGUAGAGCUCUCCUUUUCAAGGACAUGGGAUUCCUCCCAAGAGGGCAAGCACGUCCCGUUGAAGAUAGACAAAAGGUUUGUGUUGCUUCGCGGUUCUUCGGGUUUCUACUCGUAUGGAAUUUACGAACAUUUAGAGGGAUGGCCUGGUUUCAAUCUUCCGGAAACCAGGAUAGUGUUCAAGCUCAGGAAAGACAAGUUUCACUACAUGGCGAUGUCUGAUGACAGACAUCGAUAUAUGCCUUUGCCUGAUGAUCGGUCACCGAAUAGAGGUAAAUCAUUGGCUUAUCCAGAGGCAGUUCUUCUUGUUGAUCCCUUAGAGCCCGAGUUCAAAGGAGAGGUAGAUGAUAAAUAUCAAUAUUCAUGUGAAACCAGUGAUCUAAAGGUUCAUGGAUGGAUAUCCAUAGAUCCAUCUGUAGGGUUUUGGCAAAUUUCGCCAAGUAAUGAGUUUCGUACCGGCGGGCCUUCCAAGCAGGAGCUUACUUCGCACGUUGGCCCGAUAAAUUUAGCGAUGUUUGUUAGCGCUCAUUAUGGUGGAAAUGAUUUAGUAAUCAAAUUUGACGAAGGGGAAGCAUGGAAGAAAGUUUUUGGUCCGGUUUUUAUGUAUCUCAACUCUACCUCUACGAGUGAGGACCCUAUUACGCUCUGGGAAGAUGCCAAGAAUCAGAUGUUGGAUGAAGUAGGAAAAUGGCCUUACCGUUUUCCAGCUUCGGAAGAUUUCCAUCAAACUGAGGAACGAGGCAUGAUAAGUGGCAAAUUAAUGGUAUAUGACAGAUUCAUUAGCAAUGAACAAAAGCCCGCAGUUGAUGCUUACAUCGGGCUAGCUCCUCCAGGAGACCCUGGAUCAUGGCAAUUCGAAAACAAGGGAUAUCAGUUUUGGAGCAAAACAAACAAGGAAGGUCAUUUUUUGAUUGAAGACAUUUUGGCUGGCACAUAUAAUAUAUAUGCGUGGGUCCACGGAUUCAUUGGUGACUAUAUAAACGAUACCACCAUCACCAUUACACCAGGUUGUGACAUUGAUGUUGGCAAUCUUGUUUUUGAACCGCCGAGAGACGGUCCAACUUUAUGGGAGAUUGGUGUACCUGACCGCUCUGCAGCUGAAUUUUACAUUCCUGAUCCUGACAUUAUAUAUACCAACCAGUUUCUCGCCAACAAUCUCAACAGAUUUAGACAAUACGGAUUAUGGGAAAGAUAUUCAAUUCUAUACCCGGAUCACGAUUUGGUUUUCACGAUCGGUGAAAGCGAUUACAACAAAGACUGGUUUUUUGCACAUGUAACCAGGAAAAAAGAGGAAAAUACAUAUGAAAAAACGACAUGGACGAUCAAAUUCACGCUUAACGAAGUGAACACGAAUGGAAUUUACAAACUAAGAUUGGCUCUAGCAUCUGCAAACGUUUCUGAUCUGCAGGUUCGUCUUAACGAUCCAAACAAGGAUUUGCCAUUGUUUUCUACUGGAAUAAUUGGAGGAGACAAUUCAAUUGCAAGGCAUGGAAUACAUGGGUUGUAUUGGUUGUUCAACAUAGACAUACCAGGAACAAACUUGAACACUACCAUAGAGAAUGCGAUUUAUUUGACACAAGAAAAUGCAGGAAACCCGUUUUAUGGAGUUAUGUAUGAUUACAUUCGUUUAGAAGGACCACCUAGCUCCUAAGUUUGUUUUUAGUCAUGUAUGCAAUUAAUGUAAUUAUAU